AAUCAAACACAUAGCUUAGUUCUUAACGACGGGGAAGAGAAAUGAGAAGAUGGGCACCACCUUGAUGAGAUGCUCCCACGCAAACGCUCUCUUCAGAGCUCUCAAACCCAAACCCCGCAAUUCUUCACUGCCACUUUCUUCAAUGGCCAUCAACAAAGGUAAUAGUAAUAAGGCAUAUGAUGCAUUGCUGUUGGAUGCUGGGGGCACCCUAUUGCAAUUGGCAAAGCCAGUUGAGGAGAUUUAUGCCACUAUUGGAUCCAAAUAUGGUGUGACUGUGGAUCCAGCUAUGAUAAAGCAGGGAUUUAAGAGAGCAUUUGCUGCUCCGUGGCCUGAAAAGCUGCGCUACCAGGGAGAUGGGAGGCCAUUUUGGAAACUUGUAGUUUCUGAAGCCACUGGUUGUGGAGAUGAAGAUUAUUUUGAGGAAGUUUAUGAGUACUAUGCAAAAGGUGAUGCGUGGCAUCUUCCAGAUGGAGCUUUUGAAACAAUUACUUUUCUCAAGGAUGCUGGAGUUAAGAUGGCUGUUGUAUCUAAUUUUGACAACCGCUUAAGGAAGCUAUUGAAAGAUCUUAAUGUUUUAAAUCUGUUUGAUGCUGUCAUUAUAUCAUCAGAGGUUGGAUAUGAAAAACCAGAUCCAAGAAUAUUCCAAGCUGCUCUUGAUGAAGUAAAUGUAGAGGCUUGCAAAGCCUUACACAUUGGAGAUGAUCAGAAGGCAGAUAAACUGGGGGCCAAUGCUGUGGGGAUUGAUUGUUGCAGGUUAUGGGGUAUAGAUGUGAAGACAUUCUCUGAUAUACAAAUUCGAAUUCUUAAUUCAGAGGCAUAACACUUGAUGUGGUUUGUAGCUCUGAUUUGAUCAUGCUGAUAACUAGCUAGCAUUUUAAUUAGGUGGAUGACUAACACUGCCCUUCUUAAUUUUCUAUGCAUGAUGUAAAAACAUAUGUGACCACCUUGUUUGCCAAGUUUGGUAAAUAAUAUGUUGCAACCAAAAAUGAUGAUAUCCGUUACAAAGGAGACAGGAUUUUAUCCUCCAGAUGUACCAUAUAUCUAUCAUCCAUGACCCUAACAUACCGUCCAUUGUGAAAGGUCAGGUGUAAUGAGAAGAGGAUACAAGUUUCUGAUUUUCACCUAAA
This is a messenger RNA of Glycine soja, 1127 nucleotides long. RefSeq names its product haloacid dehalogenase-like hydrolase domain-containing protein 3. NCBI's taxonomy places the organism in Eukaryota, Viridiplantae, Streptophyta, Magnoliopsida, Fabales, Fabaceae. The transcript has 9 exons. The record is from RefSeq and is a predicted model, not a curated record. Bases 50 to 820 code for a protein of 256 amino acids.